This is a messenger RNA of Prorocentrum cordatum, 312 nucleotides long. NCBI's taxonomy places the organism in Eukaryota, Dinophyceae, Prorocentrales, Prorocentraceae. The record is from the annotation of a GenBank genome assembly.
AUGGUGCUGGGCCGCUCCGUCGUCGGCUGCAUCUUCGUCACGCCCGAUGAGGGCGUUCAUGUGGCGUUGAUCGCGGACUACGGCCUGGUCACGAGCGCCGUGGCGGGCGAGAUCCCUGGUCUCCUCGCUGGAGGACGCACCUUGCGCUACAGCCGCAGUCCGCUUGACCGCUCCAGGACCACAGGUGCCAGCACGCUGAGGCGUUCCUCGCUGGCCGUGCAGACGCGCCGGACGAUGACGGCGUUGUCGCUUGUUCGCUGCAGCCGUGACGAUGAAGCUCGGGAGGCAGAUCCGAACCAGAUCAAACUAUGA